This is a messenger RNA of Helobdella robusta, 4326 nucleotides long. RefSeq lists its product as hypothetical. Gene Ontology annotation, cellular component: nucleus; aryl hydrocarbon receptor complex. Gene Ontology annotation, biological process: regulation of transcription by RNA polymerase II. Gene Ontology annotation, molecular function: nuclear receptor activity; transcription cis-regulatory region binding. The record is from RefSeq and is a predicted model, not a curated record. Lineage: Eukaryota; Metazoa; Annelida; Clitellata; Rhynchobdellida; Glossiphoniidae. The transcript is spliced from 4 exons. The coding region runs from base 214 to 4326 and encodes 1370 amino acids.
CAGCAGCAGCAACAACAACUUCCAGCUACAAAUGCUACCACCACUGCCAACUACAACAACAAUAAAAAUGACGAUUAUGAUGAUGAUAACAAUAAUAAUAAUAUUAAUAAUAAUAAUAUUAAUAAUAAUAAUAAAAACUACUCUAAACGAAUUUUGAACGAAUUAAAACGGUUGUCAUCAUCCUGCGAUCUUCCACCAAACAUUAACCUCGCCAUGCUAUCCGCCAACAGUACCGACCAAGCUAAGCCAGUGAAGAACAAAUGCAGAUCGACCAGUGUUGACGUUAAGGCAGUUGAAGUCAACAAUUUACUCAAAUCUCUCAACAACAACAACAACAACAACAACAUUAAUAGCAAAAUUAAACAAACGUCUAGCAGCAGGUCGUUGCAGUUGCGACACGCCAGCAACAACAAAAUGGUCCUCACAGAUGGCGUUGACGACCUCGCUGAUGGUGACGACACUUCCUCGCCUACUGUUCUAUGCGCCAGGCCGCCUUUUUCAUUGGAAAGCACUUCUAAAAAGAAGCAGAAACAGCAGCAACAGCAGCAGCUGCAACAACAACAUCGCAAACACCAUCAACAACAAUAUCAACCACAACAACAUCAACCACAGCACCAGCAACAAUACGACAGACAGUCAGAGCCGCCUACGUCCAAAAGAAAGAAAGCGAAUUCGGUUUCGGCUGACGAUUCGCGCAACAAAAGCGGCCACAACAGCGGCAGCAGUGGCGAUGAUGAUUAUGAUCGCCAGUUAGAUGAGCCGGUGCUAACAUGUGAGGACGACGAUAGCUUUGUGAAAGACGCCAGAUGCAUUGAACUAUUUGACAUCAAGGGCGUCAAACAUGGUGGCGAUCAUACCACGAAUGAAGUUAACAGCAAAGAUAACAUCUACAACAACAACAACAACAACAUUAACAACAUCAACACCAACAACAGCAACAACAGCAACUACAACUACAACAGCAACACAAGCAACAGCAACAACAACAACAGUAUUACUAACAACAACAACGUUAUGAACAACGACGAUGACGCCAACGACUCCAACACAGAUGACAACAAUCUGAUGAAUUGGUGUCUCAGUUCUGAUGUCAUUGGUAAAGACCUCCUUAGCGAGUUUGACAACAUAUUCAAGAGAGGCGAUCAAAAUUUGGAAGGCGUCAACAAAAAAACAACGGCUACUACUACUGCUGCUACUACUGCUGCUACUACUACUGCUGCUACUACUGUUACUACUACUACUACUGCUACUACUACUACUACUGCUGUUGCUGCUGCUGCUACUGCUACUACUACAACGCCAAAAUGUGCUUGUGAAGAGUAUGAUGAUGAAUUUUCUGUUCUUCAAACUGCUCUUGAUAUACUAGGUCAAUCUUGCGAUAGAAACUUCACCUACAACAACAAAAGAACAACAGCAGCUGCAGCAACUACAACAACAACUACUACUACUACGAAAGACAUCAACAGUCUCAUUACAACAACGUUUCCCACGUCAUCUUCUCGCGUUGACGACACAAUUACAGUUGCAUCAACUUCCCCGGAUUUGAGAUCUCUUAUUUCAAAAAAUGUCACAUCAACAACAACAACAGCAACAACUACAGCAACAACAACAGCAACAACUACAGCAACAACAACAUCAGCUACAACGGCAUCGUCAGUAACAACAACAUUCAAUGACAUCAACAAAUACUUUGACAACAUCAUGUUUGAUAAUGACGCUGUUAUUAAUAAUACUGCUACUGAUGGCCUAAAACAACAACAACAACUACAAACAAUGCAUGAAUCAAUUUCAAAGACAAGCCAAACAACAUCGUCAGUAGCAUCAACAACGACAGCACCACCACCAACAACAACAUCAACAAAUGACUCACUCAGUUCAGCGGCUCUAGACUUAUUCUCCUUCGAACGUAUGUACUCGAUAGACAACCGCGGCAGUCUCCCGACAAGACGGCAACAGCAGCUAAACGUCAGCAACGAAGACGGCUACGUCUACGCACACUACAGCAACCACAACGACGACGACCAUGAUGGCGGUGGUGAGGAUAUUUUAUAUUUUUUUGGUGACUACGAUGGUGAUAAUCAUUUUGCUUGUUUUAGUCGUGCUGAUAUGGAAAAUGAUUAUGGCGAUUCUAAAUUAUCAAUACCACUCGCAGCAGCUGCAGUAGCGACAGAAACGACAACAUCGUCGUCGUCGUCGUCUUUGAAAACAUCUGAACAUAUGCAACAGCAUCAGCAACAGCGUCAGCCUAGUUUUAAUGACAAUAAUUACACUACUCAUUUUCCCGCUCAGUUGGAUACGACGCUACUAAUGGCGACAACAACAACAACAUCGUCGUCGUUGUCGCCAUCACCUUCACCAUCAUACUAUCAUCGUCAUCAACAAAGACAUUAUAAUCUGACUGAUACCUUCAAUAUUUCAUCGCCACCUAACGACAACAACAACACCAUCAACAAUGACGUCAACAACAUUUUUGAUGACAACAACAGCACCCCACCUCCAAUCAAUCGGCUGAGUCACCCCAACUUCACCUCUUCUUCAGCCAAUCAGCGAUCAGUAUUUCCCACUUCAGCCAAUCAGCAAUCGUUAUUUUCUCCUCCAUCCAAUCAGCAUUCAGUAUCUUCCUCCUCGGCUAAUCAGCAGUCCGUAUUCUCCAACGACCCUGACCUUAUUAAAAGAUUAGUUUCCUUGACAUCUUCCUUCUCGGAUCGCCCUAAUUUCAAGGGCUCUGAUAGAACCUUCAUGUUACCCGUCGGCAGGGCGGCAAAUAAUAAUAAUAAUAAUAAUAGCGACAUAAAUAAUAAUAACAAUGAUAUUGAUAAUGAUAUAGAGAGGCUUACUUCGAAAGUCUACGGUGAUAACGACGACGAAAACAACAACAAUAAAAACAACAACAACGGCAACAACAACAAUAAUAAUAACAAUAAUAAUAAUAAUAAUAACACAAAACAUAUCAUUGGCUAUUCUUUCAGCACGCCCGAUCAUAAAAUCAACAAUAAUAACAAAAACAACAACAACAACAAAAAUAAUAAUAAUAAUAAUGAAAACCAUCAAUUCAAUUAUAAAAACCAGUCUUCUAGUCAGCCAAUGAGAAGCGAGGAUAAGUUUUCAAGGUCGACGGCUAGCCAAUUACAUUCCUUGACAGAUCCCAUCAGAAGAAAAGACCAGAGAUUAUCGCUGCAUCAUAACUACUAUUUCUACAACCACAACGACAACGACGACGAUGAGGUCAUAAAUGAUGGUGAUGAUGAUAGUAGGAAAAAUGAUCAACUAGAUUGUUUGUUCCGUCAUUUUCAACGCCAACAACAACAACAAUCACCUUCUGGUAACAACAACAACAAUAUUAAUAAUAGAAAUAAUAAAAAUUCCUCAUUCAGACAUCAUCAUCAUCGUUACUCCACGAGGCACAUUCCUUCGCCCAAUCAUAACAAUUUCUCCUUUACAUCCAUUACGCCACCAGUAUCAUUAUCAUCACCAUCAACGGCAGCUGCAGCAGCUGCAGCAGCUGCAGCAGCAGCAACCACAGCAACGACAUCACCGUGGUUUGAUAAUUUCGGCUCUUCUAGUGUUAGGUUAACCAGUAAGGAGAUGAAAUCAUGGCACGAUCAAUACAACUCUACUCUGCAACAACAACAUCAACAACUACAUCAUCAACAACAACAUCAACAACAACAACAAAGAAUUUCUCAACCAUCUAGAUCACCACCUGUUCUUAUAUUAAAUAGGCCUUCAACCGCCCUCGCUGCAACAAAACACCAACAACAACAAUUAGCGAUUGCUAAGUUACAUCAAGAACAUCAACAACAACACCAACAAACAUCAACAACAACAAUGACGUCAUCCGAUGUUACGAAAUCAACGACAAAUAUACCGACGACUUCGCGUUCGCAGCACGUCAAGAAUUACGUCAGAAGUUUAUCUUGUAACGAAAACAACGACGAUGACGUCAUCAUCGACAACAUCCACAGCAGCAAUGACAACAAGAUCAACAAAAUUGCAAAAAAUUGUCAACAUUUCAUCAAAAGUUUAACUAACCAGGGCCUGAGUUCGUAUUUGCCUACAACUUCGAUAGUGACUGGCCAACAAAGACAACUGCAACAUCAACAACAACAUCAACAACAACAUCAACUAAAUUUUCAAGCCAUUCCACAAAAGUGCAAACCUACAGCAACCGACCAAUCAAAAUUGACAACGCUUGCAACUGACCAAUCAAAACUGACCAGGCCCACAACAUCCGACCAAUCAAAAUCGGCUACGCCCGUUGUACCAAAGACAUCGAAUGCUCUUUUCGGCUUUGUGUCCGAGAAGAAACAAUUGUUCGAAAAAUAA